This is a messenger RNA of Quercus robur (English oak), 1581 nucleotides long. Its product is annotated as putative F-box protein At5g55150. NCBI's taxonomy places the organism in Eukaryota, Viridiplantae, Streptophyta, Magnoliopsida, Fagales, Fagaceae. The transcript is spliced from 2 exons. Bases 337 to 1425 code for a protein of 362 amino acids. The record is from RefSeq and is a predicted model, not a curated record.
GUUUGAGAGAUACAGAGACAGAGUCCAGACUGAGUCAAUAGUGUUUUGAAAUAAACCCUAACAAAGACAGAAGAUAGAAGCGCCUCUCUCUCUCUGUCUGUCUCUCGCUCUCACUGCCUCCAGACUACCAAACAAUGUUCUUGUCUCUUACAGCAUAAAUACCAUAUUCAUGUUAAGAUGUCUAAGUGGGCUGAUCUUCCGGAUCUUAUCCUCUCCGAAAUAAUGCGAAGAUUAUCUUUCUAUAAUGAUUUUGUCAUCUUUGGUGCCAUAUGCUAGUCAUGGCGAAGUGUUUAUUCAUUGGAAAACCCACCAUUAUCUCCUCGAUGUCCUUGGCUUAUGCUUGCAGAAGAAAAGGAACAAAAAAGUCAUACGCGUGUCUUUGUCAACUUAUUCGAUAAUAAAGUUUACAACUUCAAGUUGCCUGAGCUUGUUGGAAAAAAAUGUAUUGGAACAUCUUUUGGAUGGUUGCUUAGUGUAGGCACUGAUUUCCAGGUCAAUCUCUUUCAUCCUCUGUCUAAACACCUAUUAAGUCUUCCUCAACCUCUUUUUUGGAAUGAAGAUGGCAAUUCUAAACUUGACCAUUUAGAUUACGGAGAUAUGUUUUUUGAGAAGUGUGUUUUGUCAAGGAAUCCAUGGAACUUAGUAACUCAUGAAUAUGAUUGUGAUUGCAUAAUCAUGGUUAUCUAUGGUAAUGGUAGAAGUUUGGCCUUCACUAGACCAGGAUAUAAAGCUUGGAUUGAUAUACCUAGUCAUUCUGGAUCUAUUUCUGACAUUGCAUUUUACAAGGGAAAAUUUUAUGCUGUGAACUGUCAUGGUGAGGCUUUUGUUUGUCACACGGAUGAUGAUAUUCCAUUCAUUGAAUCUAUUGCGCCACGUCCACCGGCAACCGAGGAAAUUAUCCAAAUGUAUAUUGUUGAAUCAUCUGGAGAUCUUUUGGUUGUUUCACGCUUUCGAGGAGGUCAUUUUUUCCUGGAAGAUGAUACUGAGGAUGAAGACUCUGAAGAUGAUAUUGAGGAUGAGAACAUUCAUGAAAGUGAAGGGGAAAGUGAAGGUGAAGAUGAAGAAGAAGAAGAAGAAAAAAGCAAUGAUAAUCCCUAUGUGACAAUUGGGUUCACAAUUCUAAAAUUAGAAUGUUCUACAAAAGUGAGAAGCAAAUAUAAAUACAAGUGGGUGAAGGUUGACAGCUUGGGUGAUCAAGCAUUGUUUGUGGGUGACAAUUCAUCAGUGUCUUUGUCUGCAUCAAGUUUCAAUGGAUGCAAAGCUAAUUCUAUCUAUUAUACUGAUGACUAUGUUGAAGUUUUUCCUUUCACCUUAAAUGGUGGAGGGUACGACAUGGGUGUAUUUAGCGUGGAAGAUGGCGAAUAUAAGCACCAUUAUGAAGGCGAAUCCCUUUCUUACUUCUCUACCCCACUCUGGUACAUUUAACUUUCAUCUACACAAUGCACAUGCUGAUUUAAAUAAUUGAAGCUAGUGAAUAUGUGUAAUGAUUAUUAAUCAGAUUAUUGAAUAAUAAUUAUUUUUUUAUAAGAAAAUUGAAUUGCUAUAAUUUAUAAGUUAUCCCUCUUUAUUUGUUUCAUGAUA